Molecule: messenger RNA, 1640 nt
Organism: Saccostrea cuccullata (small rock oyster)
Lineage: Eukaryota; Metazoa; Mollusca; Bivalvia; Ostreida; Ostreidae
Product: E3 ubiquitin-protein ligase TRIM45-like
Exons: 2
Coding region: 555-1640 (361 amino acids)
Molecular function (GO): zinc ion binding
Source: RefSeq, a predicted model, not a curated record
AAAUUUAUACUUUAUCGUAUUUUUGCUGUUAAAUUUGCCUUAUUAAAUUCUAAUAUUUUGUCUCUAAGUUCAAAGUUAGUUUUGCUAUAGAACAUUUUUCUAUCUUUUAUAUGUAUACUGCAUAAACAGUAACUUAAUUUCAAUGUUUAUGACAGUCAUCUGUAUAAAAAGUAAUUAUUGGUUGAGUGUGCUUUGUAUAUGGUUCCCGUGUACUUUCUUAUCAUUCUGCUUUCGAUUUUGCACUUACAUACAUCCUUGAGGCCAUAACAAGGAGAAAAAAAUGAGUCACUUAACCGUUUAGGUAACAUUGGUGUUGCUUCUUUUCAAAUUUGUAUGCAAUAUUGCAACAUAUAUAUAAUAGACUUUCCUUGCAAUUUAAAUGAUUUGGUUAGUUGAAGACUACAUAUUGUCAAACAUUGGAUCCCUGCAAUAUAUCAGGUAUCGAUUAUUUUUUUCUCAGUAUUUUAACUUUCGUUUUAUCAUUACUCAUAAAAACAAAACUGAAAUAGGAGAAAUACUUGGGAAAUACAUCACUUUCAAGACUGAUCCUAUCAAUGGCAACAUAUGGAGCUUCAAUUUCUGCUCAGCACUAUAUUGAGUGCGGAAACUGUGAGGAAAACCCUGCACAAUAUCUUUGCAAAACAUGCGCAGGUUAUCUGUGCGAGACUUGUACAAUAGAACACAAGAAAAAGAAAAUUACGAGAAAUCAUGAUAUCAUUCACUUGAUCUCGGAUAAAGGGGAGGGUAUGGAACUUCUCUUUUGUCCGGAACACACAACAAAAAAGCUCGACUGCUAUUGCUGUCCAUGCCAGAAGCCUGUUUGUGUCAAAUGUUUGAUGGAAACCCAUAAUGGUCAUAAAGUAGAAAAUCUGGCCUCAGUAUACUGCAGAGUAAAAGAUGAGCUUGAAAAAGAGAAAGAGGAGAUAGAAACAACAUUACUGCCUAAAUACAAAGAAUUGUUGUCUACGGAAAAUGCAAAGAUAUCCCAAAUAUCACAAAGAACUAACGAAGUAGAGAGGCAAAUUUGUAAUCACACAGUAAAAGUCAUUUCUCAAAUUUCAGCAAUCAAAGACCAUAGAGUGCAGGAUCUGCGAAAUAGAGAACAAGGAGUUCUUAUGUUAGUUGAGAACGCAAAACGAAACAUAGAAACAAAAAUCGAUACCCUGGAGAAAAUAAAAACUCAAAUAACAAACAACCUUGGAGCAAAUCCAGGAAUUACGUUUUUUAAGGCAAUCAAUAGGAAAACAUUAACGGAUAUGAGAAAUUUUCCCAAAAAUACCGAAUACAAACUUGACGACUUUAAGGGUAACAUAAAUGGUAUAUCACAAGAAAAGAAUUUUGGAAAUUUGCCCGAAUUUUCUGUCUUCAAACCUGAAGAUUCCAAAGACCAGAAACAUGACAAAAGAAGUUACAAAUUUAAACCAAAAUUUGACAAGACAGAUGAUUGGUUGCUAGGUAAAGAUCCAGUGAAAGUCAAAAAUCGUCGGAGUAAAGAAUUUGUAGACCGUAGGAAUGAAGAGAGAAGGUAUUGGUUUCCUAAUGAAGAGAAAGAAAAAAAACAUGGUUUUAAUUACGGGGGUUGGAGUAAAGACCAUGGCAGUGAUGAAGAUAAUGGAACAUUUUAUCACGACGAUUAUUAA